GCACGACUCUAUCAAUAAUCACCUGGGUGCUGGUUCGGACUGCAAUUUCGGAGAAGUUAGUUUAGUCGGACCGACCGACCGACCGAACGACACACACCUAUUCUUUCAAGAUAUUCAUUUUCUGAAUUCUUCAAAGCGUUUAUGUUUGUUAAUUGUGAAACACUUCUUCAUCAAUUGAUUGUCACUUUUCAUCUGCCUCUCCUCUCAUCUUUCGUAAUAGGUAGGUAUAAACAUUCUCUCACUCUUCUCUUUUCAAUCCACAGUUUUGUUUCAAAUUCCUCUGCCUCCCUCUGUUGUUAUUCAUUCAUUGAACUCUGUAUAGCUUUUGUUCAGAGAGAGGAGAGUAGACAGACACAGAAUGAAGUUUUAAGGAUCGUUUACAGGCUAGGAAAUUCUAGGGUUUGGGUGGUGAAUUGUGAUUUUUGAAGUGGAGACGAUUGAUUUGAUUGCGUGGUGAUGACGUGUGUAUUGAAUGAUGAGGACGAGGGUGGGGAGGUGCCGGUGUUGAAGCUGAGGGAUGGGGAUUCCAAUGGGGACUAUUAUGUCGAACUGAAAGGAUCAGAAGAGGGUUUUCGCGGAGGGGCCCAAUGUUCGUCUUCUGGAGUGAUGAUCAACAGUAGAUGGUGGUGGUGUCUUUGGUGGUGGGCGAAGCUCGUGUUGGUGUUCACAUUCUUGGGGGUUUUGGCCGCUGUUUUCCUCAUAUGGGUCGCACCCUUCGUCAUGGAUAAGGAGAUCAUUCCUAUAAUAAAUUGGGAGACGGCAACAUUUAGUACACCAGUGCUAGCGCUUCUAUUGUUUGCUUCUGUGGCAUUUUUCCCUGCCCUACUUUUGCCAUCUACACCCGCUAUGUGGGUGGCAGGAAUGACUUUUGGAUAUGGGAUUGGAUUUCUACUUAUUAUUGGAGGUGUGACCAUUGGCAUAUCGCUUCCAUAUUUCAUUGGUUUUCUGUUCCAUCAUAAAAUUCAAGAUUUGUUAAAAAGAUAUCCAAAUAAAGCAUCCAUCAUAAGAUUAGCUGGUGAAGGUGAUUGGUUUAAUCAGUUUCGAGCUGUCACAUUAAUCAGGAUCUCUCCUUUCCCAUACAUCAUAUACAACUACUGUGCUGUGGCGACCAAUGUCAAGUACAGUCCAUACUUGUUAGGGUCACUGGUGGGAGUGGUGCCAGAAAUUUUUUUGGCUAUAUACACUGGUAUCCUGAUACAAACUUUGGCUGAUGCUUCUCAUGAUCAGCAUUCCCUUUCAGCAGCGCAGAUAAUUUGCAAUGUUUUUGGUUUUUGCCUAACUGUGGCUACCACGGUGAUAGUUACAGUAUAUGCAAAAGGGCGGCUGAAGGAAUUACAGGAAAAAGAAGAGCUAUUACUGCUGUAAGCUUUUCUAUCAUUCUUCUUUUGGUCAUGGCAGGAAAUCAUCUGCUUGCCACCAAGUCAGUUUCGAUUUGCACAUAUGAUGGGGAUGCAUUGGUGUAUGGGGUUUAUUUAUUGAUCUGCUACAUCCUUGGAAGAUUGAUGGACAAUUGUACUCUUCAAUCUAUUCAUUUUGAAGAGUACAAUUGUUGGUGAAUCUCUCUCUCUCUCUCUCUCUCUCUCU
Molecule: messenger RNA, 1584 nt
Organism: Ilex paraguariensis (yerba mate)
Lineage: Eukaryota; Viridiplantae; Streptophyta; Magnoliopsida; Aquifoliales; Aquifoliaceae
Source: the annotation of a GenBank genome assembly